AUGGCGAAUACAGGGAGAAUGAAGCAAAAUGAGAGAACAUUGCUUGCAUUGCCGCUUGUGUCAGCUAGUCCAUUGCCCCAGUUUUUCCCGACUCUUGAGACACCCACACCAUCCACCCCCGACUUAAAUCUUCCAAGUGAUAUGAUUCCUGCUCCUUCUAAUCCUACAACUUUAAGAAGGACCUCUUGCAGCAAUGUAGGACAUCCUCCCAAUCGUUUUUGGUGGGAUCAUAACAUUGCUAAUUUUGUUUUGUGGAAGAGCAAGAAAUAUUCAGUUGUAGCAAGAUCAACAACAGAGACUGAAUACAAGGUCAUGACAUUAGGAGUUGUUGAGAUGAUGUGGUUAAAAGCUUUGUUGGUUGAACUCAAAGUGGAUCAGGGAAUUCAAAUGAAGCUUCAUUAUCUCAACUACUGCUAUUCAUAUCCCACUGCAAAUCCAAGUAGAAUUUAUCUCAUCACAGUUUUGUCUUUUUGCAUUUCUUGGGUAGAUCUAAAGCUGCAAACUGGCUCCUUCAGCCUAAGUCAAAUAAAAGAUGCUACCAACAAUUUUAGUGCCUCUAACAAGAUAGGGGAAGGCGGUUUUGGCUCAGUCUACAGGGGUUUAUUGUCCGACGGUACUGUAAUAGCUGUGAAACAGCUUUCUUCGAAGUCAACUCAAGGGAAUCGUGAAUUUCUGAAUGAGAUGGGCUUGAUUACUGCACUGCAACACCCAAAUCUUGUGAGGCUUUAUGGAUGCUGUGUUGAGGGAAAUCAAUUGCUGCUAGUAUAUGAGUAUUUGGAGAAUAAUAGCCUUGCCAAUGCUCUUUUUGGUAAGGAUCACUCCAUAAGCUCAUUUGCAAAAAAAUCGAUGCCUUAUUCCUGA
Messenger RNA from Phalaenopsis equestris, 861 nucleotides. RefSeq names its product receptor-like protein kinase BRI1-like 3. The record is from RefSeq and is a predicted model, not a curated record. The transcript has 3 exons. The coding region runs from base 1 to 861 and encodes 286 amino acids. Lineage: Eukaryota; Viridiplantae; Streptophyta; Magnoliopsida; Asparagales; Orchidaceae. Gene Ontology annotation, molecular function: protein kinase activity; ATP binding. Gene Ontology annotation, biological process: protein phosphorylation.